Vicia villosa (hairy vetch) is the source of this 2013-nucleotide messenger RNA. RefSeq names its product F-box/LRR-repeat protein At4g14096-like. NCBI's taxonomy places the organism in Eukaryota, Viridiplantae, Streptophyta, Magnoliopsida, Fabales, Fabaceae. Gene Ontology annotation, molecular function: protein binding. The record is from RefSeq and is a predicted model, not a curated record. Bases 1 to 2013 code for a protein of 670 amino acids. The transcript has 6 exons.
AUGGCGUCGGCGUCUUCUGAAAAUGAGGGUGACACGUUCAACAAUCUCUUGGACGAUUUGGUAUGUCACAUACUAUCCUUUUUGCCAACAAAAAUGGCUUACAGAACAUGUGUUCUAUCUAAAAGAUGGGCAUUGAUUUGCACCAAGAUCCUCGACUUUCACUUCAUUUUACCAAAGAUUUCAGACCCUACAUCGUCCCGAGAGAUCCAAUCUGUAUAUGCAGUUUUCUUGAGACGCGAGAAUCAUAUAAGAAAACUAAUGCUCGAGAGUGACAAUGGCUGCCAACCACCUGAUGUAUACCACUGGGUCUUAAAGGCAUUAGAUCUCAAUGUCGAGGAACUUCAUUUGGAUUUGAAUCUUGUUCGACCAAGUUUCUUGCCACGCAAGCUUUCUACAUUUGAAUCACUCGUUGUCUUGAAACUGACCGGGAAUAUUCAACCGAAAUUCAGUUAUUGUUCUAAAGUAUAUUUUCCGAAACUAAAGAUUCUUCAUCUCCGGUUUCUUGGUAUCAAGUGUUUCCAGCAUCAAGUUGAGUUUACUCUCUUUCCUUUUCUAUCUGGUUGUCCGCUUCUUGAGGAAUUUCUUUUACACGACGUCCUUGUGAAUCAAUCCAUCAAAAUCUCUUUUCCAUUAUUGAAGAGAUUAAUUCUUCUUUUGCGCAAGUCUCCUUAUGUUCCCGGCGACAAAACACUUCAAAUUAAUGUCCCAUCCUCACUUGAAGUUCUCAAUAUUUUUGAUACUUGUAGUACUCCCAUCAAAUACGAGAGUAUAGAUUUCUUCAAUGUUGAUCAAGCUACCAUUUACAUCAAUAAGCAUCCAGAUUUUGAUAGUUUGUAUCAGCUCUUGAAAGGAAUUUCUAAAGUCAAAUCAUUGAAUCUUGGUAUAGCAACAAUUAGGUUUCUCAGCAUGGAGGAUAAUCUCGAAAAGCUAAGCCGUCUUCCCACUUUUUCCAAUCUAUUAUUUUUUGAGGUUCAUAUAUCUGAGAAUUGCAAUUGGAAUAUGCUCGUUAGUUUUCUUCGAAACGCUCCUAAACUUAAGAGUCUUGUCAUUGAGAAAAAUUGUGAGAUUAAAAAGGAUGGAAAUUCGGGUUGGAUUGUACCAGCCGAAAUUCCAACAUGUCUUUCAACGAGUCUUAUUACAUUUGAAUUUAGAGGAAUUCAAGACAUGGAAACUGAGUUGGAGUUUUCGCGAUAUAUCAUAAAUGAGUCAAGUAAGUUAGAGAAGGUGAAGAUUUUUGCAACAAAAGGAUUGAAAAGAGUAAGAAAAAGUUUACGCAAGGGGUCAAGGAAAUCAGCUGCACUAAUAUUGGAUAUUAGUUCUAGCUCCCUAGGGAUUGAGUUGAAAAAGCCGCAACUUUCACUCUUUCCGCAACAAGAGUUGUUUCAAUGGCUUCUGAAAAUAGGAAGCUUUGUGCAACCUACUAUUCCACACUUUGACGGGCACUAUGAUCAUUGGAUUAUGUUGAUGGAAAAUUUCUUGAAAUCCAAAGACUAUUGGACACUUGUGGAAACUGGCAUCAUCGUACCAGAAAAUGAAUCUGCUUUGACAGAAGCACAUAAAAAGACAUUGAAUGAUCAAAGAUUGAAGGAAUUGAAGGCAAAGAAUUAUUUGUUUCAAGCAAUCAGCCGUGUUAUACUGGAGGCCAUCCUAAAGAAGGACACUGCUAAAGACAUAUGGGAUUCAAUGAAGAAGAAGUGCCAAGGAAGACAGUCAGUCAAUGAUUAUUUUUCAAGGAAGCUGUCCAUUGCAAACAAUAUGCAUAUUAAUGGAAAAAGAUUGGAACAUGUUGGAGUCAUUGAGAAAAUCCUUUGUUCAAUGACACGUAGAUUUGAUAAUGUGGUGUGUUCCAUUGAAAAAUCAAAUGACAUUGAUAAUCUUUCAAUUGAUGAGUUAAAAAGCUUACUAUUAGCUCAUGAGCAAAGGAUUAUUAGCUAUGUUGUGGAGGAGAAAGCCUUGAAAGUUGUUGCUCAUGAAGGAACCAUUUCUCCGGGAAGAGGAUGUGGGGGAUUUUAA